CUGGGCAAACUUUCAGGCCGCGCCCCUGGAAUGUGCUUUUUUUUUAAAGGAUCAGUGCGGCAAACAGAAGUGUAACUUUGGGCUUGGUUGGUGAAGCGACAGCUGAAGAGCGCCACAAUGAGAUCUCUGCCUGUGUUCCUGCUUGUGACCCUCUGUGUCUCCUGGGUUAUGGGGGUACCGACCAAGGAGAAGAAAGACCGUGUUCAUCACAGUAAGGACCUGAGUGAUCACGAACAUGAUGACCAGAAGGGUUUCCAGUACGACCACGAGGCCUUUCUAGGCAAGGAAGAAGCCAGGACCUUUGAUCAGCUCACCCCAGAAGAGAGCCAACACAGACUGGGGAAAAUAGUAGAUAAAAUAGACAAAGAUAAGGAUGGCUUUGUCACCGACAUUGAGCUGAAGGAAUGGAUGAAGCACUCCCAGAACCGCUAUAUCUAUGAGAACGUCAACAAGCACUGGGCAGAUUAUGAUAAAAAUAAAGACGACAUGAUCUCCUGGGAGGAGUACAAGAACACAACAUACGGCUACCUCCCAGGGGAAGAAUUCUAUGACGUGGCAGAUAAGGAUAAGGAGCGCUACAGGAAGAUGAUGAUGCGGGAUGAGCGGCGGUUCAAGGUGGCAGAUAAGGAUGGUGAUCUGAUUGCCACUCGGGAAGAGUUUACUGCAUUCCUGCACCCAGAGGAAUAUGGCUACAUGCAGGAUAUUGUGAUAACGGAAACCAUCGAGGACAUUGAUAAGAAUGACGACGGCAUUGUGGAUGUGCAUGAGUACAUAGCUGACAUGUACACCCCUAAUGAAGAUGAGCCAGAACCAGAUUGGGUGAAGACCGAGCGUCAGCAGUUCACAGAUUUCCGCGACAUAAACAAGGACGGGAAGAUGGACCGAACAGAAAUCAGCCAGUGGAUCCUCCCCCAUGACUACGACCAUGCUGACCUGGAAGCCAAGCACCUGGUCUAUGAAUCUGACAAAGACAAGGAUGGGAAACUGACCAAAAAGGAAAUCUUGGACAACUGGAACAUGUUCGUUGGUAGCCAGGCGACAAACUACGGCGAAGAUCUAACGCGGCGACAUGAUGAAUUUUGAUGGACUUGUUCCCUAGUUCCUACAUGUCAGCAUAUUGCUGGCCUUCUUUACCUUGUCUUAUGGUGGCAGAAGCCUAGGGUCUCUGCCGCCAUAUUUAUUUGUUUGUCUUGAGGGUUUUUUUUUUCUUUUUUUUUUAUAUGCAAAUUUUUUCACCUAGAAACAAUUAAUGUGAAAGGCUCAGGAAUCUAAUGAGUAUGGAAGUGGGGUGGGUGUGGUCAAACAGCGUGUAUAUAUCUCUUUAUUUCUAAGGGCAAAACAGACCACUUCUGGGCAGAGCAACUCCCUAUUUAUGCCAUUCCUAGCUCCAUAGCAACACUAUGGCCCCAUAAUCAGGUGGGAGCUUGGGUUACAUUUCUAUGGUAAUGUCCCUUAUAAGUUAUAAAGGAGUUUGUUUGAGAACCCUAAUGAUUUUACAGGAAAUCUGUCGGCCACUAGCAUUUAGUAGGCCACCCAUAGGCUCUCCUUUCACUAGCUGGAUGCUGAAGAGGUAUGAGAGUUUAAAGCUGCAGUACCUCAUUACACAUAAAAUGGGUGGGGGGGAUGAGAGUAACAUCGUAAGAAUGCAGAGAUCUGUUACUGGCCGCACACUAUCCUGAACAGAGAGUUGUAAUGGGGUGAUAGGAGCGCCAUCUGGUGGCAAGCAGGUAAAUCUGGAAAAGCGAAAGCUGAAUAAAAAGUGAAAUCACUCAAAUUCCAUAAAGAAAUGAAUGCUGAUUGUGCCCGAGUAUCACUGUGUACAUCAUGGUAAACUACCAAUUUAAAAUGUAGGGGCAUAUUCAGUCUAAUGGAAGCUGUAGGGGGCAAAAGGCUGCAACUGUCAUUUAUUCACAACAGUGCCCCCUUCUAUCAACUGCAGUGGAUGUGAUUUUUGUCUUCUAUAUUUACACCAUGGUAAAAUUGAGCCCUGAUGUUAACAGUUGGGGCCACUAAACAAAAGGCCCAAUUAUUCAAAAUAAAAUAAAAAAACACGGAGGGCUCUGCUACACUGGUGUGUCCCCUUAGGCUGGCUGUGGCCCUGUGCCGUCUCCACUGAGAGACCUUCCUGCUCCAAUCACCAACCCGCCUGGCACAAGCACAGUCAGUAGCAACCAUAGGAACACCAUUGUAGCCGAGUCUCUCUCUAGGUCACACCACUGCACUUUUAGCCAUUUGUAAUUCUGUGUGUUUGGUGCUUUUGUAUACAAACAUCCAAUAAAAAUGUAAAAAGAACAGGC
Messenger RNA from Xenopus tropicalis (tropical clawed frog), 2297 nucleotides. NCBI's taxonomy places the organism in Eukaryota, Metazoa, Chordata, Amphibia, Anura, Pipidae. The record is from RefSeq and is a predicted model, not a curated record.